GAUAUGGAUGGUACCAUCACAAAAGGUGGAUAUUCCAGUUACAUAGUUGUCCAUGAAAGGUUCUGCUACAAAAUACCCGAUGAAUAUCCUCUGGCUUCAGCAGCACCAUUGCUUUGUGCUGGAAUUACUGUUUAUUCACCAAUGGUACGCCAUAACAUGAACCAACCUGGCAAAUCCCUAGGUGUUAUCGGGCUUGGUGGUCUUGGUCACAUGGCAGUGAAGUUUGGUAAGGCUUUCGGAUUAAAAGUAACAGUUUUUAGCACGAGCAUAUCAAAGAAAGAGGAAGCCCUGAAUCUACUCGGUGCAGACAACUUUGUUAUCUCAUCUGACCAAGAGCAUAUGAGGAUCCUAACAAAAUCAUUGGACUUCAUAGUUGACACAGCAUCUGGUGAUCACCCCUUUGAUCCUUACUUGCAACUACUGAAAAUUGGUGGGAUUUAUACCCUUGUUGGAUUUCCAAGUGAAAUUAAAUUUAGUCCUGCUAGCCUUAACAGAGGUUUGAGAACGGUUUCAGGGAGUAUUACAGGUGGUACAAAAAUGACCCAAGAGAUGAUUGAUUUCUGCGCUGCACAUAAGAUUUACCCAAAGAUUGAAGUAAUUCCGAUUGAGUAUGUAAAUGAAGCUCUUGAGAGGCUAAUAAAGAGGGAUGUCAAAUAUCGGUUUGUGAUUGACAUUGAGAAUUCCCUCAAAUAAAAUCCUGAAGGUGAACAUUAAAAUAAUAAUAAUAAUAAUAAUCUUCUUCUAGAUUGCAUGUUGUUUUUCAUACUGUGUACUCCAGGAAAAAACAUCAUAUUGGAAACUGCCACGUGUCCAAGUAGUCAAUAAAUGGUAAAGUCUUGU
This is a messenger RNA of Rubroshorea leprosula, 840 nucleotides long. Lineage: Eukaryota; Viridiplantae; Streptophyta; Magnoliopsida; Malvales; Dipterocarpaceae. The record is from the annotation of a GenBank genome assembly.